AUGUCUAGAAUAAAAAACUUAAAGAACGUGCAAAAGAAAACGCACAAAUGGCAUUACUACACACCCGAUCAUCACGAUUCUGCGGCCAUUAGUAGUCCAAGCGUUGAUUCUGCAGCCGGUAGCCAGGUCUCUAAUCUAACUCAAGAUCUAACUCAAGAUCUAACUCAAGAUCUAACUACAGAUCUAGUUCAAGAUCUAACUCAAGAUCUAACUGCAGAUCUAGUUCAAGAUCUAACUCAAGAUCUAACUCAAGAUCUAACUCAAGAUCUAACUACAGAUCUAACUCAAAAUCUAACUCAAGAUCUAACUACAGAUCUAGUUCAAGAUCUAACUCAAGAUCUAACUCAAGAUCUAACUCAAGAUCUAAUUCAAGAUCUAACUACAGAUCUAACUCAAGAUCUAGUUCAAGAUCUAACUCAAGAUCUAACUCAAGAUCUAACUACAGAUCUAGUUCAAGAUCUAACUCAAGAUCUAACUGCAGAUCUAGUUCAAGAUCUAACUCAAAAUCUAACUCAAGAUCUAACUCAAGAUCUAACUACAGAUCUAACUCAAAAUCUAACUCAAGAUCUAACUACAGAUCUAGUUCAAGAUCUAACUCAAGAUCUAACUCAAGAUCUAACUCAAGAUCUAGUUCAAGAUCUAAGUCAAGAUCUAAUUCAAGAUCUAACUACAGAUCUAACUCAAGAUCUAGUUCAAGAUCUAACUCAAGAUCUAACUCAAGAUCUAACUACAGAUCUAGUUCAAGAUCUAAGUCAAGAUCUAAUUCAAGAUCUAACUACAGAUCUAACUCAAGAUCUAACUCAAGAUCUAAUCUAG
Messenger RNA from Megalopta genalis, 816 nucleotides. Lineage: Eukaryota; Metazoa; Arthropoda; Insecta; Hymenoptera; Halictidae. The record is from RefSeq and is a predicted model, not a curated record.